AUGUCAGACGAUCAGAGUUCACAAUCCUCACCAGCAACAACUCCAUCAUCAGCACGUCCCUUCAUGCCACUACCAUUGGAAUUGAACGGAGAGCGAAGGAAACCGUCCAAGAAGCUCAGCUUUCAAGGAUGUCAGGGUGGACAGGCGCCAAUGAUACCGGAUCCGACCCGGGAACGCAUACGCAUGCAGGCCGCGGCGGGCAAACUACAGAUCGCACCAAACCAAAUGUACGACUUCACCUCAGAUGAUCUGCUCGACGAGGGUGAAAUAGGGCGCGGUGCAUUCGGUGCGGUCAACCGGAUGAAGUUCACGCACACUGGCACGGUGAUGGCGGUGAAGCGCAUUCGCUCGACAGUGGACGAAAAGGAACAGAAGCAGCUGCUGAUGGAUCUGGAGGUGGUGAUGAAAUCCAACGAUUGCAACACCAUAGUCACGUUCUACGGUGCCCUGUUCAAGGAAGGUGACUGUUGGAUCUGCAUGGAGCUGAUGGACACAUCGCUCGAUAAAUUUUACAAGUUCAUCUGCGAAUGCCAGCAAAGCCGCAUCCCGGAACCAAUACUGGCGCAGAUCACAUUCGCGACCGUACGCGCACUGAACUAUUUGAAGGAAGAGCUGAAAAUCAUCCACCGGGAUGUAAAACCGAGCAAUAUACUGCUGAAGCGUAACGGGGACAUAAAGCUUUGUGAUUUCGGCAUCUCUGGACAGCUGGUGGAUUCGAUCGCACGUACGAAGGAUGCAGGAUGCCGACCGUACAUGGCGCCGGAACGUAUCGAUCCUCAACGCGCCAAGGGCUACGAUGUGCGCAGUGAUGUGUGGUCACUUGGUAUUACGUUAAUGGAGGUAGCGACUGGCAAAUUCCCUUACCCGAAAUGGGGUUCUGUGUUUGAGCAGCUUUCACAGGUCGUUGAAGGUGAUCCCCCUCGACUAUGUACCACCUACAAUGGGAUGGAAUUUUCUAUAGAUUUUGUAAAUUUUGUAAAUACUUGCUUAAUCAAGGACGAACGUGAUCGUCCCAAGUAUGGGAAGUUGUUGCAGCACGCGUUUAUUCAGCUGGCAGAAAAAAGUGACACGGAUGUUGCAGCUUACGUGAGCGAAGUGUUGGAAUCGAUGGCGAACAAUGGUAUCACACAAUUUACCACCAACUUACCGGCGGAAGGUUGGAACGAAAGUUUCAAUUAG
Anopheles marshallii is the source of this 1179-nucleotide messenger RNA. RefSeq names its product dual specificity mitogen-activated protein kinase kinase 4-like. The record is from RefSeq and is a predicted model, not a curated record. Gene Ontology annotation, biological process: protein phosphorylation; MAPK cascade. NCBI's taxonomy places the organism in Eukaryota, Metazoa, Arthropoda, Insecta, Diptera, Culicidae. Bases 1 to 1179 code for a protein of 392 amino acids. The transcript has 5 exons. Gene Ontology annotation, molecular function: ATP binding; JUN kinase kinase activity.